AUGCCAAACCAGUUCGCUACCCUAAGACAAACGCAGCUAGACCCUUCUGCGACCAAAACGGCGCCGAGCCCUCUUCGCCAUGGCUCGACGGCGUCGACGUCCUCUUCCGCAUACUCCUCGUUAGGGUCGAAUCCUCCGAGCCGUACAAGCACCGUGUCCUCGGACGUGUCUCUCAGGUCGUUACCGAGAAACCUGAGCCACAAGAGGGUGAAGAGUGACCUUGUCAACAUGUUCGCGGAAUUGUCAACAGAGGAACCAGAUGCUGCGGCGACAUACGAAAGCAUCCGUCGUUCGCUGCGGCCGCUUCCGCAAUUGCCGAAUACACCUCUUCCCGCGACAAAGAAUACUACUUCUCGACAUGCAAGGAGCCGGACUGUCGAUGAAACCAAGUAUUGGAAGGAUAGCCAGACUCAAUCACCGGGGUCUCGUGCCGUUAAUCACCAGGAAAAUGAGCCCCCAGAUCAAGCGCGCGGCGAGUCGUAUGCCCCGCGGACACCUGAACGCCACAGUCGAUCUUUCCAGGGGUCUCCUCACACGGUUUCACCACAUCCCCAGUCGCCGCAGAUAAAACCGCUGCAUUCUCCCUAUGGAUCUCCAAGUUCGCAUCCUCCACCGCUUACUGCUACUCUAUCGGCUCCCGACCUGGAGACUUUUCAAAAAUCGUCCACGCGCCAUCUUCGUACCCUUUCCAAGCUUGCACAGUCUGGUGAGAGUGACGAUUUUACAAUCAGCAAUGUGGUACCUUCCGUCGUUGGUCUACAGGGAAGACGACACCUCAAGCGUGCCGAUUUGAUUGCCGGGGAAACCGCUAAAAGGACUGCUCGAAGACAAAAUGCCUCUGCCUGGACAGUAGGGAGCUGGAUGGAUAAGCAACGGCAGUUCCUCCAGGCGUAUGAAUAUCUAUGCCAUAUAGGAGAAGCGAAGGAGUGGAUUGAGGAAGUUGUCCAAAAGCCAAUACCCCCAGUUGUGCAGCUCGAAGAAGCUCUCCGGGAUGGAGUUACUCUUGCAGAAGUUGUACAAGCCGUUUAUCCGAAUCGUAUCCUGCGAAUAUUCAGGCAUCCCAGACUACAAUAUCGGCAUUCUGACAACAUUGCUUUGUUCUUCCGGUUCCUAGAUGAGGUUGAACUGCCAGAUAUUUUUAGAUUUGAGCUUAUCGACUUGUACGAAAAGAAAAAUAUCCCUAAGGUGAUACAUUGCAUUCAUGCGCUAUCCUGGUUGCUGCUUAAAAAGGGCAUCGUCGACAUCCGAAUGGGCAACCUCGUCGGCCAGCUAGAAUUCGAACACGAGGAACUGGAAAAGACCCAAAAGGGCCUGGAUAAGUCUGGUGUCAGCAUGCCGAGUUUUGCUGGGAUGGCCGCAAGUUUUGGUGCUGAGCCUGAGCCUGUGGAAUCAGAGGAAGACAGAAUCCAGCGCGAGUUAUAUGAGAAUGAGGCAAUGAUCAUCGACUUUCAGGCUCAAAUCAAGGGUGCGAUGCUAAGGCUGAAGUUGGGUAAUUUGAUGAACAUGUUGUGGGAUUUUGAACCCCUGUUGGCCGACCUCCAGUCACGACUACGUGGAGAUUGGGCUCGCCAGAUUUUCGAGUAUAGACUCAAUAUGAGGAAUUUUACAGUCAACCUGCAGGCCCAUUGUCGAGGGGUUCUUGUGCGAAUACGCCGGCGAAAUGAUGAAAAGUGGAGAAAAGCCCAGGAGUGUAAUGUUCUACAGCUGCAAAGCCUGAUAAGAGGAGCCAAGUCGAGAACUCAAGCGAAUACCCUUCGAGACCAAAUCCGAAAGGAGGCAUCGGGGAUCAAGCACCUUCAGGCUGUGAUACGGGGUGCCUUGAAGCGGGCCGCUGUCUAUGAUCAGUAUGCUGAAACAAGAGAAGUAGAGGAACAAGUCAUACUGUUGCAAGCAGCUAUAAGGGGCGCCCUGCAACGGAAGCAGGUUCUUGACCACCAGGAAUGCGCUAAAAGUGCUGAAUAUGACAUUGAGCUCCUUCAAGCGGCAAUCAGAGGCGCUCUGCUUCGGAAGCAGAUUUCGGCUGAAUACGAAGAGCUGGGACGGGCCGAGAAAGGCGUCAGUUCUUUUCAAGCAGCAAUCAGAGGAGGUUUGUUACGGAAGCAAGUUUCAGGUCAAUAUGAAGAGCUGAGACGAGUUGAGAACGAGAUCAGUCUUCUUCAAGCGGCAAUCAAGGGCGCUCUGCUUCGGAAGCAGAUUUCGGCUGAAUACGAAGAGCUGGGACGGGCCGAGAAAGGCGUCAGUUCUUUUCAAGCAGCAAUCAGAGGAGGUUUGUUACGGAAGCAAGUUUCAGGUCAAUAUGAAGAGCUGAGACGAGUUGAGAACGAGAUCAGUCUUCUCCAAGCGGCUGUUCGCGGUGCUUUGCAACGGGAAGUCAUGGUAGCCCAUCAAGAUGCCAUGAACCAUGCUAUGCAUUCCGUGGAAUUAUUGCAGGCUGCUGCGCGUGGGAUGCUAACACGCGGAUCAAUUGCCCAAUUGAAACAUAUACUCGACCAAGAAGUGCCGGCAAUUACUUCAAUUCAAGCAGGUGCAAGAGCCAUGGAGGUCAGAGCACGCCAGUCACUGUUGAUGGAAGCGCUUACAGCGUCAGAAAAGGCAUGCAUCCUUCUACAGGCGGCAGUUAGAGGCUCUGCUUUGAGGAAGACGCUUCUAGCUCUUCGUGACGAGCUAGCUCAACAAACGCCUCAAUUCAUCACCAUACAAAGUAUGCUUAGGGCAAACCGUGUACGGCAAUUCUUGGAUUCUCAACGAAGUCUUCUUACGGAAGCCGAACCAUCGAUCUCGGACUUACAAUCGAUGAUUCGAGGUUUCAUUUCAAGAAAUCAUGUGAAGACCGACCUGGAUAGUCUUCAAGAAGAGGAAGAGCUGAUUGUGGAAUUGCAGUCUCUUGUCCGAGCAGCAAUCUCAAGGAUUGAGGUUGGCGAUGUACUGUCUCAGCUUGAAGACUGCGAAGAUGAGGUUGUUGAACUGCAAGCGCUGGCAAGAGCAAUGCUUCUUCGGGUGGAUAUAGACCAAAAACUGAGUAUUCUCGAAGCUGAUGAGGAUGUCAUCGUCGAUCUGCAAGCAUGCAUAAGGGGGGGCAUUGUUCGGUCUCGUUUUGAAGAAAGGCGGCGCUAUUACCAAGAAAACAUGGAAAAGGUUGUCAAGGCCCAGAGUUUUGUGAGAGGCAGGAUCCAGGGCCAAGCGUAUAAGAGCCUUACAAGUGGGAAGAACCCUCCUGUUGGGACUGUGAAAGGCUUCGUACACCUUCUUAAUGACAGCGACUUUGACUUUGACGAGGAAAUUGAAUUCGAGCGGUUGAGAAAAGUGGUUGUCCAACAAGUUCGACAAAACGAGCUGGCAGAACAAUAUAUCAGCCAACUUGAUAUCAAAAUUGCUCUGCUUGUGAAGAACAAGAUCACGCUGGAUGAAGUUGUUAAACACCAGAAGCACUUUGGCGGUCACAUUGGCAGUCUGCUGGCAAAUACAGAGAUAUCCUCAAGCGAUCCAUUUGACCUGAAAGCAUUAAACAAGACGUCGAGGAGAAAGCUUGAACAAUAUCAGGUGCUGUUCUUCCUUCUUCAAACGCAAUCUCAGUAUCUGGCACGACUUUUCCGGAGGCUGAGGGAGCUCAAUACUUCGGAGAAAGAAUACGAGAGAAUCCGACAUUUGAUGAUGGGCCUCUUUGGUUAUUCGCAAAAGAGACGGGAGGAAUACUACCUCAUAAAAUUGCUUGCCAGGUCCUCAAAAGAGGAGAUCGAAAGCUUUGACACUCUUAACGAAUACCUGCGUUGUAAUUCUUUUUGGAAUAAGCUUUUUGCUUCAUAUACGAAGUCACCUCGCGACCGCAAAUUUAUGCGCAGCGCUCUUGGAUCACUUGUCAGGGAGUCUGUCAUUGAGAAUCCGGAGUUGGACUUGGAAAGCGACCCGAUCCAGAUCUAUCGCUCUUCCAUUAACAACGAGGAACUCCGCACAGGUAAACGGAGUCGCCGUCAACCUGACAUUCCAAGGGAGGAGGCGAUCAGAGACCCCGAGACGAGAGCGACGUUCAUCCAACACCUGCAAGAUCUUCGAGAUAUUGCAGACAGCUUUUUCUCCGCUCUUGAGGAGACCCUUCCCCGAAUGCCCUUUGGAAUCCGAUAUAUUUCUCAGCAGAUGUAUCAAUGCCUACUCUCCCGGUUCUCCGAUGAGAAUCCGGGUCUCAUUUUGCAGGUCGUGGGCCAUUGGGUGUGGAGGAACUACUUCCAGCCUGCCAUUAUUGAGCCGGAAAAAUAUGGGGUUGUUGACCGUGGUCUAACCCAAGAGCAGAAGAAGAACCUAGCGGAGGUUGCGAAGGUUGUCGCACAAGCAGCCUCUGGUAGACUUUUCGGAACAGACAAUGUGUAUCUUCAGCCGCUAAACAGCUAUGUUGGCGAGUCGAUUCAACGCCUUGGCCAAAUCUGGGGUGACCUGAUUUCGGUACAAGACGCAGAAUCUUACUUUGAUAUUGAUGAAUUCAACGACCUCUACGCGAAAACGAAGCCUACGCUGUACAUUAAGAUGGCGGAUAUCUUUUCUAUCCAUCGACUCGUCGCUUCGGAAAUUAACUAUAUCUGCCCGAAUGGCGAUGAUAUCUUGAAAGAGAUUAUCAGAGAACUAGGAAAUGUGAAGACCAAUGAGAACGAAUUGAUGAGUGUCAACACUUCAGAAAUCAAUUUGACAUUGAAUCCCAAGCUUGCUCAAGUCGAAGACCCGGAAGCGGAUGUGAAGGCCUUAUUUUUGGAAACCAAGAGAUGCAUUCUCUAUAUCAUUAGAGUGCAGUCAGGCGCUAACCUGAUGGAAAUAAUGGUCAAACCGCCCACGGAAGAAGAUGGGAUGAGAUGGGAGUCACUGGUUCGGGAUGAAUUAACUACGAAUAAUCCUCGACGUGGCGCCUACUCGGAAGCGAAUCUGCUUGACAUUGGAUCCAUGAGCUACUCCGAACUUAAGCGAACAGCACUCGAGAAUAUUCUCGAGCUUGAAAGGUCUGGAAAAAUCAGUCGUCAGAGCAAUUAUCAAGAGCUCCUGAACGCUAUCGCGAUCGAUAUCCGGACCAAACACAGACGGAGGAUUCAGCGGCAGCGGGAAUUAGAGGGUGCCCGCUUAACCCUGGCGCGUCUCCAUGAUCAGGCAGUGUACCUUGAGCAGCAGCUCAAGUCGUAUAAUGACUACAUUGAACAGGCCAUGGUCACGUUGCAGAACAAGAAAGGAAAGAAGCGAUUCCUGAUGCCGUUCACCAAGCAGUGGGAUCAUCAACGUGAGCUGCAAAAGUCAGGGAAGGUUUUUAAGUUUGGAUCCUACAAGUACUCAGCGCGUAACCUUGCGGACAAGGGCGUGCUGGUCUACUGGAAAGGAUACACUGAAAGGCAAUGGGAAAGGGCCGACCUAACUAUUUCAAGCAACGAGGUCGGUGUAUUCACCAUUGACGGAAGCAGUGGAAACAUGAUGAUCCCCGGAGCGAAUGCCCAGGUACCGUUGGAUGACCUGUUGCAGGCGCAGUUUAAUAAUGCGCAGUUCCUGGACUUAUUCGAAGGCCAUCUACGAGUUAACGUCAACCUUUUUCUACAUUUGAUCAUGAGGAAAUUCUAUAACGAAUAAGCGGUUUGUCUGUUUCGGUUUCUAUGGUGGUGGGAGAAUGGGAUAUCCGGUCGGAUGUUUUUGAUGGGCUUUUUCUUCUUUCUCUUCUUUUGUCUCUCUGCCAGUGUUACCCCCGUGCAUGUUUUUUCUUUGCGUAUCUUUUAUCCCCCUUCUGUCUCUUUUUUCUGAAGUAUGAGCCUAUACACUGCGUAUGUGCACUUGCUUUCCUUUGCUGAGUUGAUGAAUACUGCAUACAUUUCAUAUACUCACUGCACCCUCCUGUUAGCCUUGUAAUUGCCCCUCUUAUUGAUCAAUACGCUUCUCCAUAUUUCCCCAUACAACGUGUCAUGAUAUGAAGUAUGCUUUAUGUGCUCUCUGACUUCUUGGUGGCAAGUAUAGAUCGUAUAUUGUAGCAGGCUUUAUAGUGCCAACAGUAUGUUCCAUGUUACAUGCAGU
Monascus purpureus is the source of this 6027-nucleotide messenger RNA. The record is from the annotation of a GenBank genome assembly. Lineage: Eukaryota; Fungi; Ascomycota; Eurotiomycetes; Eurotiales; Aspergillaceae.